Corythoichthys intestinalis (scribbled pipefish) is the source of this 8700-nucleotide messenger RNA. It is a transcript of the gene secisbp2l, whose product is annotated as SECIS binding protein 2-like. Gene Ontology annotation, biological process: selenocysteine incorporation. Gene Ontology annotation, molecular function: mRNA 3'-UTR binding; ribonucleoprotein complex binding; selenocysteine insertion sequence binding. The coding region runs from base 266 to 3508 and encodes 1080 amino acids. Gene Ontology annotation, cellular component: ribonucleoprotein complex. NCBI's taxonomy places the organism in Eukaryota, Metazoa, Chordata, Actinopteri, Syngnathiformes, Syngnathidae. The record is from RefSeq and is a predicted model, not a curated record. The transcript has 18 exons.
CAGGUGACUCCUGUUUCCACUGGAGAGUUGACUCUGCUUCAGUCGCAGUUUAGCCAGCGGCCAACGCUUGGAGCUAACGCCCGGCUAGCGGUCGCUUCUCCGCCUCGAGCCUCUUCAUACACGCUGCCAGAACCGAGUGGACGUCUUGCUAAACCUCCGGGGUUUGUUGUCAUUUGUAUUGCCUACUAUGAAGAAGAUAAAAAGGCCCACAUCCUGACGUCCACUGUGGGGUCAAUGACGGACACUCGCAGCGUCGGUGACUGACAUGGAUGCGAGCCACAUUAAGGAUGUGAAACUUUCAGCCGAAGUGGAACCGUUCAUCCCGCAGAAGAAAGGUCUCGAAGGAACCCUGGUCAGCAUGAGUCUGUCUGGAGAGCCGGGAGGUGGAGGUGGAGGAGGAGGCAAUGGAGGGGUGGAAACUACUCCUAUACCGAGCUAUCUCAUCACCUGCUACCCUUUUGUCCAGGAGAACCAACCAAACAGGCAGCAUCAAAUGUACAAUGCAGGGGAGCUGCGCUGGCAGCAGCCUAACCCUGGCCCCGGUGGUCCCUACCUGGCCUACCCAAUCAUGUCCUCCCCUCAGCCACCUGUGUCCAAUGACUAUACCUACUACCAGAUUAUGCCUGCUCCGUGCCCUCCUGUAAUGGGCUUCUAUCAGCCAUUUCCUGCCACGUAUGCAGGCCCAGUGCAGCCCGGAGUUGUCAACCAGGUUUCGGCAGAUGUUAGCGAAAGGCUUCUGCCUCAUGGGCCGGCGUACAGCAUGGCCAAUCAAAGAGGGAGAGGAAUGGUCCGAUCUAAUCUCCCAAAGCAACAGUUAGGUGUUUGCCAGCCACCGAGGGGCCGUCGGCCUCCAAUCAGAAGUCCGGCCAUGCAAAAGGAACUGUGCCCCACGGUCCAUGAUAGCUGGAGUAAGAAAGUACUGGUGGACGCAGCUCAGCAGACGGAUUUCCCAGGUGAGGUGUCAGGCCGGGGUUUCGUAGAGACUGCAAGUCCACUGCCAUGGAAGAACCGAACAAAGAGGCAACAGGCAUCCAAUGCAGUUGAAAGCUACAGUGAUCAGGGUACUAGCGAAGCGGAUAUAGACAGUGACAGUGGAUACUGCAGCCCCAAACACAAACAAGCAACAGGAGUACCACAUCGAACUGCAGAGACGUCAGUGCCAUCCACCGGAGUUGAGACUGGUGUAAUGACAGCAGGUACAUGGGUAAAUGUAACUUCACAGGCAACACAGAAGCCCUGGGGGGACAAGAACGGCCAUUUCUACAAAACGGACCACAGGAAGAACCCUGAACAGAAAAACUUCUCACAGGAUUUCCAUGGUGUCCUUCCAGGGCGUGGUCUUCCAAAUCACUCAGAACAAAGACAGCAGUCAGCACUGGUCGCACGUGAUGAGAUCACUCCAGAGCCCCUUUACUUUGAAGAUGAAGAUGAGUUUCCAGAUUUAGCCACUGGACAUGGUGUCCAACGCUGCGCGAAAGCAGAAGCCACUCCCACACAGACGCAAGCGCAGCCAAAACUACCUAGAAAUCUGAUAGAAAACAUAGCAGAAGACUCACCCAUCAGCAUUGUGCAGACCCCAAUCCGCAUUACCACAUCUGUUCCCAAGAGGGCAAAGAGCCAUCGAAAGAAAGCCCUGGCUGCUGCCAAGGCCACUGCUCAGGAAUAUUCGGAGAUUAGCAUGGAACAGCAGAAAUUACAGGAAGCCCUAAUUAAGGCAGCAGGCAAAAAGAGCAAAACCUCUGUUCCGUUGGAUUUAGGAGACAUGCUGGCAGCAUUAGCUAAACAGCAGCAGGCAUUGAAGGCCAAACAAAUCACAAAUACAAAGCCACUGGCUUUUACAGUGGGAACAACCACUCCGUUAUACAAUUCAGCUUCAACCAACUUGGCCGCCAUGUUGAAAGGUAACCCUCAACCACAAAUGGGCCCCCCUAACUCUCUGGAUUCGACUCCGCCCCGGAUGAAGCGAGGGAAGGAACGGGAGAUCCCCAAAGUCAAGCGGCCUACAGCUCUUAAGAAGAUUAUUCUUAAAGAAAGAGAAGGAAAAAAAGGUAAAGCAAGCAUGGAUCAAGAGUCAUCAGCCCAUGACGAGCAUGAGGGUGAUUGUUUACAUUUUACCGAAGAUCUUUCCCAGGAGCCUGCAUCUCAAGAAGAAAAUGGUCUGAGUGUGCCCAGUGAUGCGUCCCUCUCUCCAGCCAGUCAGAACUCUCCAUACAGCAUCACGCCUGUAUCCCAGGGCUCUCCUUCAAGUUCAGGCAUUGGGAGUCCCAUGGCUUCAAACGCAAUUACAAUAAUCCACAGUAGACGUUUCAGAGAGUACUGUAACCAAGUACUGAGCAAGGAGAUUGAUGAGAGCGUGACACUGCUGCUACAGGAGUUGGUUCGUUUCCAAGAACACGUCCACCAGAAGGACCCCAUUAAGGCCAAGUCCAAACGACGCCUUGUCAUGGGCCUCCGAGAGGUCACAAAACACAUGAAACUGUGUAAUUUAAAGUGUGUCAUCAUCUCUCCAAACUGUGAAAAGAUCCAAGCCAAAGGUGGUUUGGAUGAAGCUCUGUACAAUGUCAUUUCUAUGGCCAGAGAGCAGGAGAUCCCAUUUGUGUUUGCUUUGGGUAGAAAGGCGCUCGGACGCUGCGUCAACAAACUUGUGUCUGUUAGUGUUGUUGGCAUCAUAAACUAUUCUGGAGCAGAGGGUCUAUUUGAGCACCUAGUGUCGCUAACAGAAGAGGCAACAAAGGCCUACAAGGAAAUGGUGUCAUCUCUGGAGCAGGAGCAAGCAGAGGAGGCUUUGAAACAUGUCAAGAAAGGCCCACACAUGGGACAUUCUCGCAACCACUCCGCGGCUUCCGCUACCUCCUUCUGCUCCGUUAUCUCUGAGCCCAUCUCGGAGGUCAAUGAGAAGGAGUAUGAGACCACAAACUGGCGAAGUAUGGUUGAAACUGUUGAUGCUCCAGAACCAGUUGAGGCCGAAAUAAGCGCCCCUUCGCCUUCUGUGGCCCCCCACAGAGACAAUGAGACUCUGUCGGCCUCCGCAAGCGCCGUCCCACAGAGAGCGACGCAGGCUCAUGGCGAGCGAGACGAGGUCCGUGCCGACGAUCGCCUGGAGCUGGCCUCUCAGCAGAGCACGGAGACUGGUUCGCUAGACGGCAGCUGCAGGGGCCCGUUGAACUCCUCCAUCACCUCUACCACCUCCACCCUGGUGCCCGGAAUGCUAGAAGAGGCCGAGGAGGAGGACGAAGAAGAAGAGGACUACACGCCUGAGCCUAUUUCUGUGGAGGUGCCCACCCUCAACAGCCGUAUCGAAUCGUGGGUGUCCAAAACCCUUGAGAUGCAGCUGGGAAAGAGCCAGGACAGUACAGAGGAGGAGGAAGAGGAGGAGGAGGAAGAAGAGGAGGAAGAAGAAGAGAGAGCACAGAGCGAGGAGGAAGAAGGCCUCGUUUCAGAUGGUGUCACAGAUACUAAGGUGGAGGACAAAAUAGAAGAGGUGGAGGCCAAGGAGGUCACGGCCUGAUGUUGCUCCAUCUCCUCAUCCCAUAAAACCAGCAGCUUUUGUCCUUGCCUCGCCACUUCCUAACACUUCACGUAAUAUCCCACCUAGGGCCUGAUUUACUCAAAAUAUGCGCCUUCAGAAACGGGCGCAAAGUGGAGUGCCCACGUAAAAAGGCGUGUGGAAGCCGCUCUCCUAACUGGUAACCAAUCUUUUCUAUUCAGACUGUUAAUCUUGAGGCGACACAAUGCCGCAUGAAUCAUGCAAGGUGAGCGAAGAAGUAAUUUUGUUUUUUUUUAAAAUAGAUUUGUACAGUGGCCUGUCGGAGAGUCAUCAAAGCUGUUCUAUAAAUUGCUUAAAGUCUAACUCAUUGGCAGCCAUUGGAGGCGCUAGUCUGUUUCAGUCAAUGGUAGUGAAACAUGAUCUCUGCCACUCAUCCCAGUUCAAAUUAAUUUUAUGUCAAUGGCAGUGAAUAAGUAAAAAAAAAAAAACAUGAGGCUGACUAAUAGUAAUGAUUUGUGGGGAACAUUUUUUGAAAUUGGCCAUAUCGGGUUCCUGCUUGACAGUGACGCUACAUUAAAGGAUAAGACAACACCUACAUUACAUAAAUGACCUCCUGUGAAACUCGAGCUAUAUAAAUACAGUAUGCAAAUCACAAAUUUCUUAGACCUCUGACACGGAAGAAAAUAGCUAAACAAAAAAAAUGUCAGCCUUUCUGAGCGCAGUUACCCGUAUUUUUCAGACUAUAAGUCGCACCUGAGUCCAAGUCGCACCAGCCCAAAAAUGCGCAAUGAAGAGCAAAAAAAAAACCAUAUAGAAGUCGCACCGGAGUAUAAGUCACAUUUUUGUGGGAAAUUUACUUGAUAAAAUCCAACACAUAGAACAUAUUCAGAUAACUAUAGCAUAAAGAACAUGCUAACAAGUUUACCAAACCAUCAGUGUCACUCCAGAGCUCCAAAAUAACGUGAAGUAGGCCUGAACGAUAUUGGGAAAAACUAUUGCUGCGAUUUUUUUGGGGUUUGCGAUAUAUUGCGAUAUUAUAUUGCGAUAUUAAAAAACAUUUAUAUAUUUUUUUUCAAGCUAUUUUCACAAGAUGACUUAAAUAGCUGUUUGGAAAGACUUUAGAUCACCACAGUGUACAGUCAUCCCUUGUUUUUUGCGGUUAAUGGGGACCAGAACCCGCCGCGAUAAGUGAAAAACCGCGAAGUAGCCCACCCCCCCAUUUUAUUUUUUUUUUUUUGUGUGUGUGUUUUGUGCCCAAUGUAUUUAUUCAGAUUUAGCAUUGGAAAGAGAUACAUACAGGUUGACCCAAAAAAACGUUUACACUCAGUUGACUGCUUGUUUAAAAGCCAUUGAAACAUAUCUAAAUAGGUUGUCAUGCUUAAGUGAUUCAUUAAGGUCACUCAAUGCAGCUGGUAAUCUCUCGUCUCUACAAUUCCUGUGCUUCUGCUGAAAAUGAAGAAAACUUUAGCUGUACCUGAAUUGCUGCGUGCCGUUCUGACACCUACUGAGAUUACAGCAAAUCUGAGAAUAUCCAGAUGUGCAGUCUACAAAGUUAAAAAGAAGCUGAAAGAUAUUGGAACAGCCUCACGAAAACCUGGGUCUGGAAGUGCUGAUCUGUGCCGACCAAAAAGUUGAUCGACAAGGUGAUAUGUGGCCACCCCAGAGUCCAGAUCUCAAUCCCCUGGAUUAAAGCAUAUGGGCAACUGUGGAGGACAGUGCCUGUAAGAAGCCACAAACUGCUGUGGCAGCCUUGGAGAGGUCCAUUGUUAGAUCUUGGGAAAAGAUGACAGCAUCCUACAUAAAGAAGCGUUCCGCAGGCGCCUGGAGGCUGUUGUGACACUUAAGGGAGGACACAUUGAAAAAUAGAGUGUACUGUACAUGUUCUUUACAAUAAUGUAUAAUUUGUGAUUCAAUUCUAAUUCUAAGAUGAAUAAACAUGGCAUUUAAGUUGUAUUAUGGCAGUGUAAACUUUUUUUUGGGUCACCGUGUAUAAGACGUUUUUUCUCACCCCCCCCCAACCCCCCCCAAAGUGAUUUAAAAAAUGUAUAAAAAUAAAUGGUUUUUAAGCACUUCAAAUUUCAUAAUUAUGAUAAGUUUUAAACAUAACUGUCCAACCAAAUCAUUUUUGAACAAGAAUAAAGUACUGUAGCAGAUAAAUGCUUGGCUUUAUUAAAUGCUUCUGUUUAUCUACUUUAGCUGUGAUCGUUGAAGUGACAUGUAGAAAUGUCAAACUCCUCAUGAUCACUUCUGGCAUUUAAAUGUCUCCAACGUCCCCACAGUACACACAUUCAUUCCAGCGCGGCUUCCUUGCAACUGUUUAACAAGUUCAACGAUGAUUGACAGAUGCCCGUGUGAAGUCUGCUUCUUUGGCCGGAUCAAAGCCAUUGUUGUGCCGCAGUGACUGAGAGGAUCAAAAGGCUGGGAGAGGGAGGGUAGGAGGCUGUGCGCAGACCAGAAAGUGAGGCGUAUGUGGAUCAAAAAAAAGAAAAACUAUCGCACGUGCUUGCGAUGGGACUAUUGCGCACACGCACAUCGCGAUGGCGAUGUUUAAACGAUAUAUCGUUCAGGCUUAACGUGAAGUGAUAUAAUAAUGUGUUAAUAAUUUCACACAUAAGUCGCUGCAGAGUAUAAGUCGCACCCCAAGCCAAACUAUGGGGGGAAAAAAAAAAACCUGCGACUUAUAGUCCAAAAAAUACGGUACCUUGCAUAUAAAUACUGAGAGACUUGAACACAGAGGUAAAGAUUAUUGCUAUUUUAAAAAAAAAAAAAAAAAAAAAAACAGGUGGGGUGGGUGUCUAUUUCUGGGAAAAUUGGCUUUUACACAUGUUUUCUUCUGUUAUUCAUCAGAACAAUUAGAAUCUGAUUUUUCAAUUUAUUAAACAUGUAUAAACUCAUAAGAAACUGCUAUUCUUUCCGCUUUUAUCCAUAUCAUGCAGAUGUUGUCUCAACCUUUAACUGUUGUUAGCCACUGUAACGUUGCAGUGUUUGAACAGUAGCAGUUCUGCUCGAUGGGAAGAUGAACAGACAUGUACCUAAUUAAAUGCUUAAAAGUUGAAAACAAACAGUCCUAAAAGCUGAAUUGAAAAGGUACUUUAAGAGUUAAAUACAACUGAACUUUACUUAAAAAACAAACAAACUAGAAAUUGCUGUAAAGUUACGCAUUGUUAAAUAUUUAGGUGGUUCUUUGUUUUUCCUCCGGGGGGAGUCCGCUUCUCAACUGACUAAUCCAAAGGCUGACUUGGAGUUGGUCACAAGAAAGGGUCAUGCCACAAAACUUUUAGCUCAAUUGGUGCUGGACUCUUGCAAAGCAGUUUUCGGGUGUGUUGUCUCAAGUUUUAAAAACAAGUUAACAUGAACAAAAUGUAUCUUUUACGCAGUUGCAAAUUUCCUGAUAAUUAUGGGAGAGAACAUUUAUUUUCUGUAGCUCACUUAUAUGUUUGCGUUCCUCAUCCUAUUCCAUCACUUGAAUCUUGAAGUGAAAAUUGCUAUCUUAGGUCUCGGUAAAUCGGGCUCCUAAUCUCAGGUAUCCGUCAGUGCUGACCACUCGCACGCCACGGAGAGGGUCGAGGACCAAGUGGCCGCAGGUUCAUUUAGAGAAAAAAAACUGAUGUUCAGCCCAUAACCUGCAAACACUUGAAUUCGGAAUCUUUUCCUUUUUUUUCCCCACUCACUCUGAGCGAGGGUUACAAAAAGCUUCACAAAUCAUGUGACUCCUAAGUUUCCGUCUUAAUCGAGCGAAGACCAUUUACAACUCUUUGGGUGUUUGUUUACUGGCACAUAGCUUCCAUUGAAUUUGCUGUGUUCAUGAGCUUUACCUUUUUGUACAUAAUGUGUUGAUAUGAAUGCUUCCCCUUAACCUAGUGAGGGAGUGCGGUCGAUUGGUCGGGCAGUCUCAAUUGACACCCAUCGUUCUGCAAGUGUUUUGUAACGUUUGGAUAAGUGGUUCACCCCCAUUUUGCGUUCUAAUAAUUUAAAAUGACUUAACUUCUAAGAAGCAAAACAGUAGUGUCUUUGUGUACCGUACUGCUUUGUCAUAUUGACCACGCUGUGUCAGUGUUCCAUAUAUAGUGUUGCCGUUUGUUCUUGAGGGCUUUCUACUGGAGUCUUUUCUUAUCGAGCCUGGGUAAUGUUAUCUACUUUGUAAUCCAAACUUGGAUGUUUAGUUCAAAAAGCAGCAAUGCCUGUUUAAAUUGCGCAUUUGAAGUUGGAACUUGAACAAAGCAGACUCUUAUUUUCAUAAGAUGGGCUUUUUUUAAAGUUACAAAGUUCUUACUAUAUAAAAAAAACAAACAGGCAUCCAACUACAGCUAUCAAGCCCGCAAAGACCCUUGUUACUAAAUCACAGCUUGCGUCAUUCACACUACUAAUGCCUUUUAACUCAGUGUACUAAGAGAUGUUGAUUCUGUAUUUAAGAAAAUGAAAACAGUCAACCAAUUAUCAAAGCCAUUUUAUCAUGUCCAAGUGAAAUCCCAUGACGUCUGUGGUAUGACGAAAGAAGUGUCACAUUUGGAUUCUGAAAGUAUUUGUAGUUUGAUAAAAGGUACUUUGUCCGUGGAUGGCCAUUUUCUUGCCACAUCAUCCAAGUGUUCAUCAAAAACAAACGUGUAUUUUUUGCACUAUGUACAUACAGUACUAGAAAAAGCGGUAUUGUGAUUAAAAAAAAAAAAAAAAAAAAAAAAAAAAAAAAAACGGUUCAAUGAAGUACUUUUCAGUGUUCUGUCUUUAUAUGAAUAUUUAUGACUGUCUUUCAUGACUACAUUACUAGCAACAUUGUACGAGGCUGUUUUCCCUAAACUAUAUGGACUGAUGAUUAACAUCAUUAAAAUGUUGUCUAAAUAAAUCCAAUGGCUGUGCCUAUUCAUUUUUUUUCCGAUAAGAUUUUUUAGCAUGGAUUCAGUGAUGGAAUGUCACAAAGUAAAAGUACUUUGUUACUGUGUUUAAGUACAUUUUUGUGUAUCUGUAAUUGAGUACAAAUAUGAAGUGGUACUUUUGACUUCAGUACGUUUUACAUAAGGUAUCUGUACUUUUUACUCCACUACUUUUCAAAUUCUUUUCGCCUUUGUUACACGUUACUUAUGUUUGUUUUCUUUUUUUCCUCAUUGUGAUUUGAUAUUUGUUUUCUACGGAGUUCUUAAGGUGACAUUGAAGAGGGAAAAAAAAGUUGAAGUAAAAAAAAAAGUGCCCCAAAAGGGACACGGAAGAUUUUUUGUUGU